Molecule: messenger RNA, 4176 nt
Organism: Anarrhichthys ocellatus (wolf-eel)
Lineage: Eukaryota; Metazoa; Chordata; Actinopteri; Perciformes; Anarhichadidae
Exons: 5
Coding region: 1117-1854 (245 amino acids)
Biological process (GO): positive regulation of T cell apoptotic process; negative regulation of immune response
Cellular component (GO): membrane; external side of plasma membrane
Source: RefSeq, a predicted model, not a curated record
AUUCACACAUGAACACAAAUGGUCCCCGGUGUUUUGACCGGCGACGCGAUGACUACGCGACGCGAUGAAUACGCGACGCGCUUGGUGUGAACGCAGCAUUAGCUGCGAGCAGCUGGCUCAAGCGUUGCCAUGUUGAGGGCUUUGGGAAGGCAAUCUCUCCGCUCUGAAUAUCUAAUUAAACACUUUGAAGUUCAAAAUUUCUUUGUACCAUUUAAAAAAAAAAAAAAAAAGUAAGAAUAUUUAUUUUUCUUCAUUUCUGUCCUGGUUCACAAAUAUGAAUCAAAUCAAUUUUGUUUAUCACUUUUUGGUAGAGAAUCUGUCAGAUUUUGCCAAAGAACAGAAGUGCUCCAACAUAUCUGUGAUUGAAAGAAGGUGCAUUACAUUACACUUUAGUGGUUUAUGGGGGUCUUCCUCCACAGUGGUUGGCAGUGAGGAUACCAACUCCAUCAACCACUGAAACCGAAACAUACAACCAGUAAUAUACCCCCGAGAUGCAUGAUGUUUUGUCUUAAAGUCAUCAAAUUGUGACUUCAAAGACCCCAACUUCCUCUGCUGUGGUUAAAGUGUUGCCUUGUGUUUGUGUGUGUAUGUGUGUCUGUGUGUGUGUGUGUCGCAGAUAUACUUAUACUUUGCAUAGCAAUAACUAUAGGCGUUAUUAAAAGAUUUUGGGCUGUUUAUUGUUUUUGUAAAAAAUGUAAAAAGGAGGGAAACACCGUAGUUAAAUUUGUAAUGUUAAGACAAGUUGCUGUUGACUUUCCCAAUGUACAGUGAGUCUUUAGACAGUUUUCUCUGUGUAAAAUAUCAUGAAGGAAGCUAUUUGAUCUUCCUAAAUUUCCAGGUAUUAUGAGUGACAGCCUCCUCAGCUGAGUUCCUCACAGUCUGCACAUGUCCACGACUUCCGUUGCAGGAGGUGCUUGCGAUGUUGUAGGUAGAUAAAUUGUGUUUGUGCAAGUUCCUGUCUACAGUUUGCUCCUCUCAGGCACACAAACUGCUACCUUAGUAGAAAAGCCAGACCAAAGGAUUCAACACACCAAGGCAGCUCAAAUAAGUCAGCAAUAUCACAGAUUCAAGGGCCAACUCUCAGAGCCGACCUGCAGGCAACACAAUUCUUCUAUCAUGUUUGACAACAUUGUUUCAAAGCCUCUCGUGUUAGUUUUGAUCAUAACAGCUCACAUGGUUUUCAACGACACCAUCCCAGCAGAGGUCACCAAGAACCUCGGCACCAACAUCACCUUUCAGUUCAUAUUCAACGUCAGUGCCAUAAAACAUUUUGCAGUUUACAAAACAAACUACACAAAGAUUGCCGAGUAUUCCAAGGGCAAUAAUUUCAAAAAUAAUGUUAACGUCCACACUGAAAAAAAUUCUGUGAUUUACCACAUUACAAAUCUCAAACUACAUCACAGUGGGAUUUACUGGGCCAGUUUGUUCUUGGACACAGGACUCGCAGUUGAAAGUAAUAAUAAGGUGCAGCUGAUCGUCCUAGAGGAGAACACAAUCAGCACAGUUACUCCUAUGCAGAAUGAUAUCACAACGACAGGCAGUGGAAGCACCACUUUAAUUUCCUCUCACAUCGUCACUGUCCUUGUGGUUUCACCUGUAGUGCUGUUGGCUGCAGUACUUCCCUUGUUGAUCUGGUGUCUACUGAGAACCAAAGACAAACAACCGCCACCUCAACAACAAAGCUCUAAUCCCACAGUACAAGAAACAGUUGAGGCAUCCACCAAUGUGCCCGCACCCCCACUGGUCUACAGCGUCCUGGACUUUCCCAAAAGAUAUCCGGCAGUGUUGGAGAUUAAUCCAAGUGAUAUAGUGUACGCUGAUGUCAGCUAUCUCCCAGAGAAGAGACAAGUGUGACUUGCAGCAGAAUGUAAACCAGCAGGUUUCUCUUGGUUUGGGUAAAGGUAUGAAAGAUGACUUAUAUAUAGAUCUAAAAAUAUAUUUCAAGUGAGUGUGAUAAAUGCUUUUUUUAAUCACACGAUGAAUUCUCACAGCGUGUAGGCAAUAAUUUGCAAGCAAAGGAGUCACUGUUCUGCUUUGGUCGUGAGUAUGUAGGUGUCACUUUGAGUUUGGUGGUCGUGAGAUUGAAAUGUUGACAUGUCGGCAAACCACAAGCCAGCACAUAUAAUGUUGCAAUAACAAACCAACAUUGUGAUUCGGUUUGUUUGUUCUUUAUUUGUCUCAGGGUCAUCUGUCCACUAAACUCUUAAAGGCAGAGUCUGUUUCAUUUUUUGUUUUCUUUGACCAAUGCCAUAAAAAGACCAAAACAAUGACGUAGUCCUAUUUCCUGUGUGGUCAACAUCCGAUAUAUCUUACUCCUCCUUGCCAUAGACCUCCAUUGUUGUCCCAAAACUAUCAAAAACACACCAGGCAGCCUCACCAUUGCACUGGGUGACAUCUUAAUUUGAUGAACAGGGGCACUGUCGUUUAUUUUGAGUCCCACAAAUAAAAUCCUGCUGCUGAAAAUACUCACCGGAGCUUAAAGUAGUCCCACAAAAAUGUACUUUUGAAUAACAUUUGAAUAACAUUUUCUAAAAACUACAGUGCCCAGCUGUUUUGAAAAAAUACUGAGCGUUUUUAUAAUGUGUUUUAAAAUUGAAUCGAUACAUUUUGGGGCUGUUUUUAUUCUUCUUUUUACAUAUAGUUUUGUCUUCAGUCAAAUAGGCUUUCAGCUGAGUACCACAGACAUGGUGGGGAAGUCAGAAAGCUUUGAGAGAUGGACUAACACACUGAUGGUAUUGUUGUUCUCAUGGAAUUUAUUGAAAAUAACAAAAACAUGAAAGAAGGCCAGUUAUGUGUUAUAUCUUCAGGAGCUCCCUUUGGGUUUCAGGUUGACUCAUUUUUUAUCUUUUCUGUCAUUUUCUGAUUUGUUUUUCAUCAAAGUGUUGAUCACAGUUAGACUCAGUGUUUCCACUGUUAACAUAAACAGAAUUAAUAACUAUUCGUGAAAUGAAACAGUCUCAGGAAGUGAUGAAAUUGUAUUUGUAGAUUAAAGAUCUCAGCUCAAGAGUACUGUAUAUUCACAGAAGGGAUUUUCCAUUUAUUGUAUGUGACAGUUUGAGACUGUCACACCGAUUUCUACGCAUACGAUGGCUAUCUGACAAUAUCUCACUGCCAUUUUCCACUGCAUGAUCUCUGACGUUCUCUUUUGAAAGGUGCUAAAUGAUAUUUUGAUAGAUUUGUCAGAAUAAGUUUUGAUUUAUGUCCUCAGUGCCACAUGUUGUUGUCAUUAAUGUGUGAUAGCCAUGCAUUCAUGUAUUAAACUCAUCCAGCAUAUUUGUUCACAAGUGGCAGACAUGCUGGUUGAUUAUUCAUCCCGGAUGUUUGUUGUUAUUCAGGAUGGAAAAUAACCAGCCAACCUGGUAAAUGGUGACGUGUUUUUUUAAAAUACGUGGCCGCAAAGGCACGCAAUCAAACACCGACUGAAGUUUCUUCUGCUUUCAUUAUUGGUAAAAAAGCAAAAGGGCAUUUUCAAUGUACCAAGUUGUCCUGCCAACAGGUGUUAUUAUUUCAUACUACUGAACUGUUUCUUCUUGAAAUGCAGGAGUGAAUGUCAAAAUAGAGAAAUAAACUUUAUUUUUUUUGUGUACAAACAAUGUCCUUCGUUCAUCAAUGCUGGAUCAUUGAGUCUCAUGUAACUAACAGAAAAUACAUUUUGUUUUGGUGAUCCAUUCAAGAAGGUGAAAACAUGGUGCAUGCUUCACAGUGUGUUUUAGUUGUAAAAAAAUGUUUAGCUGCAUGCUGCUUGUUAAAUUGUUGGUGUCCUGAAUAAAAUGGCUUACAAUACUGAUGCCCUCCUUGGCCUUUGUCUGAAAGUGUACCUUGGUUUCAAUGUCGGUUUUAAAUCUGCUCUCCAGGCAGAAAUAAUCGCACUGGUUGAGUUAAACUUAAAGUGGCUGUCGCUUAAAGACCACGAUGCUUCUUAUCAACCUGGCCUUGUCUUACCAAGCCUUCGGUAUGUAAAAUCAUGCAGUACUGAUACUAAAAGGGUUGUUCUCACGCAGGACCUACUUUUAGUGUGUCAGUGGGGCUGGCCCGGGUAAAUCUCCCAUAACUCCACCAUCUGUUUUUCUGCGAAACCUACAUGGUGUUGUCUCUUUGAGGCUGCAUACAGGGUCCAAGGUGCAGGUGCUAGUUCAGCAUUUAUUAUAAUGAAACCUCAACCUCAAUACUGUAAAG